AUGCCGGGUAGAUCAACAUCUCAAGAACGACCAAAAAUCGACAUAAUUAAGAGGAAUAUUGAAAAUGUGAAAGGAAAUUCACAAAAAUUCAAAAAGAAUGCAGGAUCUUCACAAUGUUCAGUUGGAUAUGCAAAAAUACACAAGGAUGAGAAGACAAGUAGAAGAUCGCAAUCACAAAAAAGAACUGAGCUAAAGACAGUUCUUGAAGUUCAAGAAACUAAAAACAAUAAUCCCCUAAUGCUUGAAGAAAAGGACAACAAAGAAAAUAUUGAAAUAAAUAAUGAAAAAGAAAUAGUAAAGGCUCAGGAUGAGACUAAGGAAAACUGUGUGGAAGUAAAAGAAAAGCCAGCUGAAGAAUCCUUAAAAGAAAUUGAAGCUCCUUUAUCAAUUUUAUCACCAACUCCUCUGCCAAUUCAUAAAUCAAGCUCACAAAUGAUGAUGUCCGAAAGAAAAAGAUUAAGCAUGACUGCGCCAAGAGUAUCAAUUGGAUUUACUCCAAACGAGCAAGAAGAAUUAAAUUUGAAAAGAACAAGAAUGUCAGAAACAGGAGACCUUGAAGUGAAUGACACUGAGCACUCUGCAAAGAAGUUAAAAAUUGAUAAUAAACAAUGCUAA
Blepharisma stoltei is the source of this 615-nucleotide messenger RNA. The record is from the annotation of a GenBank genome assembly. NCBI's taxonomy places the organism in Eukaryota, Ciliophora, Heterotrichea, Heterotrichida, Blepharismidae.